AUGUAUGGUGGAGCGUCAGGCAGGUCGGCCCGAAGAUCGGCUUUCUCGGGACGGACGCCAACGCCACUAUACCUCGAUUUCCUCGCUCCCUCAUGGCGACCGCGAGCACAGUCCCCACGACAGGUAUAUCCUAGCUGCCGAAGAGCAGCAGCGCCCCAUAGUAGAUCAUUCACAACGCAUUUUCCCCUCCGUGCGACAAAAACAAUCCUCAACCCGCGCAAGGACGACUCAGGCAACGAAAUGUCCAUCACCAUAACGCCCCGCGCCGCCCACCGUCUCCAGAAGAUCGCAGAAAAGGACUCGAAUCCCGACCUAGCACUGCGAGUAGCUGUCGAGAGUGGGGGAUGUCAUGGAUUUCAGUAUCUGAUGAGUCUGACUUCAGUGAAAGACGCGGAUUCGACCGAGGAUUCGGUAUUCGAGAAUGAGGAGAGGGUGGAUACAGGUGACCAAGAGGGAUACAGGGCAAAGGUGAUUAUGGACGAACCUAGCUUGGAACUGUUGAAGGGGAGUAGUGUUGAUUACACGAUGGAGCUGAUUGGGAGUCAGUUCAAAGUCGUGGGGAUACCUGGGGCAAAGAGUAGUUGCGGAUGUGGGACGAGUUUUGAUAUCGCUGCGUGAUGGUAUUUGGAAGGAAGGGAAGAGAAGGGAAGGGGGGAUCGACUUAAAGAUCAUCGAUCCUGUUCGAAACAGCCACGAUGUGGUUCAUACACUCGGCACGUUCGCGAGCAGGCAAAGACCUGAUAUCGUAGGACUUGCCCGUGCGGCAUGAAGAGGUCAGCAUGUUGCGUUCAGUUGUUGGGAGAUGCAGCUGUCCGUCCUGGACUUCACAUGGCAUGAACGAUGUUGAUCAAGAUGUUGAGCUGUGCUACGUGCACUUCUGAAGCUUGAAGACACCGAACUUCCGAUCUAGCGGAGCUACUGAAUACAUCGGCGACCGAACGGACUACACACUUGGACUACGUGUGUAUACUUUGCUUGCGACGUCGCGGUGCUUCAUGGUCUGUCGCGAAUAUAUGCAGAGCGUCUAAAAGGCGAUCGUCGUGGGGGGACCUGACUUGGAGGUUCGCGAAGGAAGAGCAUAUCACAAUGACUACCUGAGCAUACCUAUACCUACCUUAUUGCUACAGCAUGCGUGUACUAUGUACACUACCAUGUACACUACGACUUCGGCUGGUGCAUGGGAAGUGUGGAAAGGAGCCGUCACUCUCAUUCGCUAGGCGGUGUGACAGAAUGGGCAAGCACUCUAGGCAUAUUGAAGGAAAUGCUCGGCGGCAUUGUGCCGGUAUGCAUCUGAAGUGUCGUGCAGAUCAUUGGCUCCAUAUAGUGAUAUAGUACGGUUAUAGUCGCCCAACGCUUCGAGCACAAUCGGCGGCAAUGACCGUUUGCCGUCAACAAAUAAUUUU
Sphaerulina musiva SO2202 is the source of this 1403-nucleotide messenger RNA. RefSeq lists its product as uncharacterized. The coding region runs from base 1 to 618 and encodes 205 amino acids. Gene Ontology annotation, molecular function: 4 iron, 4 sulfur cluster binding; 2 iron, 2 sulfur cluster binding; iron ion binding. Lineage: Eukaryota; Fungi; Ascomycota; Dothideomycetes; Mycosphaerellales; Mycosphaerellaceae. The record is from RefSeq and is a predicted model, not a curated record. Gene Ontology annotation, biological process: iron-sulfur cluster assembly. The transcript is spliced from 2 exons. Gene Ontology annotation, cellular component: mitochondrion.